This is a messenger RNA of Conger conger (European conger), 569 nucleotides long. RefSeq lists its product as uncharacterized. Gene Ontology annotation, molecular function: ubiquitin binding. Lineage: Eukaryota; Metazoa; Chordata; Actinopteri; Anguilliformes; Congridae. The transcript has 4 exons. The record is from RefSeq and is a predicted model, not a curated record. Bases 1 to 441 code for a protein of 146 amino acids. Gene Ontology annotation, biological process: endosome to lysosome transport; protein modification process; protein transport. Gene Ontology annotation, cellular component: ESCRT I complex.
AUGAGUCUGAUGGGAACUGUUCCAGCGUGUUUCAUAGGCAAGGAGUACAACAUUCCGGUGUGUUUGUGGCUCUUGGACAGCUAUCCCAAAGACCCUCCUGUCUGCUUUGUGAAGCCCCCCAAGGAAAUGAUGAUCGUGAGGGGCCAAUACACUGAUGCCAAUGGGCAGAUUGACCUCCCUUACCUGCAGGAGUGGACCUAUCCCCAGUCGGACCUGCUCGGACUCAUCCAGGUUUUGACAGUGGUGUUUGGGGAGGAACCCCCCGUUUGUGUUCGCCCACCAAACGCCAAUCCUGACUUUGUCCAGGGGGACUGGGACUUUCACCUUCCAAAACCCGCGUCGUGGCAGACGACUGAAGUCGUUUCACCUCCCGACAAGGAAACACAUUUCACUUUGGCAAGGGAGGAUGGAGUGCUGAUUCCCUCUGAAACUGAGUGUUAGCGGCAGUGGUGUCGUAUUCAGGACUGUUUAUUGCCCCACACGAGGAGACACAGCAGCCCUUCCUCUCAGGAGGAAGGCAGAAGGCAGUGCUGAAAGUGAGAGGCCCUGCUUUCUGUGGGAGGCCAUAC